Suillus discolor is the source of this 2604-nucleotide messenger RNA. RefSeq lists its product as uncharacterized. The coding region runs from base 1 to 2604 and encodes 867 amino acids. Gene Ontology annotation, biological process: interstrand cross-link repair. Gene Ontology annotation, cellular component: nucleus. Lineage: Eukaryota; Fungi; Basidiomycota; Agaricomycetes; Boletales; Suillaceae. The record is from RefSeq and is a predicted model, not a curated record. Gene Ontology annotation, molecular function: 5'-3' exonuclease activity; 5'-flap endonuclease activity; flap-structured DNA binding. The transcript has 9 exons.
AUGUUCGCCGGGAACUUUGCAGCAGUGGGAGCUGAGAGGGAAUUUAAGACUCCAGCCGCGGAUGAGCUUCGAUUCAAGACACCAGUAACACCAAGUGCUGCACCUGGAGCACCACAGACAUCAAUUUCUACGAAGACUGUGCAGACAUCUGUAUCAAACACCUUUGCAACACCUGCUUCAAGUAGCAAGGGCAGGCCACAAUCCAGAUCUGGUGUGUCUGGCAACACUGAGAAAUCAGACUCCGUGCGCGUGCGUGGGGCGCGACUAGUGAAGGAGAUUUUCGAGGAGGUGUAUCCGCACUGGCAGGCCCUGGUAAAGAUGAAGAAUGAAGGUGGUCUUGAGGGGAAAGAGAGAGGCUAUGGAUUAGAGAGGUUUGAGAGUGGGCACGUUCUAACUCGUCUCGUCUGUAAAGGCGCACAUGCGCUCGGUAUUCUCGGGGAACACGAAUAUGAACUCAAUGUUCUCGAGUCCCUGCUUGCGCAGAGGUGGUGGCGUCGUGGACGACGGGGGAGGUGGUACGAGCGCUGGGCACUGAUCCUAGAGAAACAUGUAGUCAGAUAUGAUGACGCUCUUUUGGCAUGCCUCGAUGCUCUUAAAGAUGAUGAUACACAUAUUGUAUUUCGUCCCAAACUUGACCGCCGCUUGACAGCUCUUGAAAAAAAGCUCAAAGUUGAGCCUGCAGAUCGGCAUACGAGCGAAUGGAACCUCCAACCCCUUGUGUUAGUCUCCUUGGAAGGAGUACGCGUGCGCCACCGUGCAGCGAGUUUAAAACUCGACCGUUCGGGGAGGAAUAUCAAUGAUAGUGCCAAAUCAAAAGUUUCUAUCACUCAAGCGGGAGACAUUACUAAAUUUUUGUCACCAAAAAAGCCUGGCGUGACAAAAGUGGAUGCGACGCCUGUAUCGAUCAAAGCCGAGGUAAGUGAACGGAAAGAGGAGAAAGGAAAGUUCAUCUGGACCAAGGGUUCAAAGGAAUCAUCACUACCUAUCCUCUUCUGGGAUAUCAUCUUCCUCCCCAUUCCCGGUGCCUUCGAGACCCCUUUCCAGACUGCACCGUUGGAUAUCGCAGAAGAAGCAUUCUAUCAUGCUCGACGAGAUCCCAUCGAAACAAGGCUCAAGGAACUCGAGGAUGGACAAGGAGAGGAGAUUGUGAACCGAGUAGAAGCAGAGCAUAGAGCACGCAAGAUGUGGUGCAUAGGUGUAGAUUGGGAACUGGUAGAGGAAGGUGAGAUUGUAAAGAUAGUUCGUCGUCUUGGCGGAACAGCGUUGUCUGUGAUAUGUCACAUUGUUUGUGAAGACUAUGCUGGGCGCUGCUCUGGCGGUCCAGAUCUCUUUAUGUGGAAUGCGGAUACAGGAAAAUGCAAGUUCGUCGAGGUUAAGGGCCCAGGUAAUAGUCUUCAGGAAAAUCAAAAGCUCUGGAUCGACGUCCUUCUCCGAGCCGGGACAGCUGUGGAGUUGUGUUCAGUUCACCAACAAGGUAAAGGGGAUGAAAACAAGACGGGGAAGAAGGGGAAGCCAAAGGGAAGCACUAAGAAGCGGCGAGGCAAAGCCAAGGAUAUGGUUGAAUCCGACGAUGAAGAAGAUGAGGUGCAGCGCAUGUACGAAUCUGAGGAUGACGCUGAUGCUUUGCCCGUUGCACCAAUCCCCAUAUACAUGGACGACGAGUUUCUGUGGGCGAGAUCGGACAAGGAGUACUAUGUCUCGCUGUCCAGUGCACUACGCAGUAGUGUGUCCACAUCGCGAGAAAACAUCUUUGAUGAUGCAAGUGGUAUCCCAGUGCGAUUGAAUACACGGGCCGCAUCUUCCCAAAAGUCUAGGCUUUUGGAUAUCCAUGCACACCCUGCUGAGUCGAUCUCCACUAGACUGGCUUUGAUGCGCACAGACAAAACGAGAGAGACGAGGGUUGCUUUUGGAUCAUCCACUCGUUCUGAGAUUACAAGGACGUCGUCGAAUUUAACUGUUGGUACGAGAACCAAAGGGUCUUCGCUAAAGCGCGCCCCGUCGACAAUAUCGAUCUCUUCAUCGAAGACGAGAGAAAGCGCUCGCUCAAAGACGCCUGCCAAUGAAGACGAGGACGCACGCACAGAAAUCUUGUCUCCGGAUUUACCCAUAGACCCUGUAACCCCCGUGACCGACAUGAAGAGACAGUCAACAAAAAUAGUUGUUGAAGCCCAGAAACCAAAGGUAAGAACAAAUGCAGGGAGGACGAGGACAGAGACGGGCAGCACAGGCCUUAAUGCUAUCGGUACCGCAAAGUCCAGGGGAAGUAAGGAUAAGGGAAAGGGCAACGAAGUUCAUGUGGAUGCGGAAGAUGCUGGCAAGUAUGAGGAAUUAAACGCCGUGGAAGAAGACGAAGAAGAGGCGCAAGUGACUCACGAGCGCGAGCUCUCGAUGCAAGUUUCCCCUCGCCGACCCGUGGAACAGACCUGGGUUCCAUCACCGCUCCGGCAAAACUCAGGCACAUUCCCUAUGCAAUCUGGAGCAAGUGGUGCGUACGAGCUCUUCCGGGGGCUCAUUGCGGACAUGCAGACCAAGAACCACGCAGACGUAAAAGCGCUGCACGUUGAUAUGCUGCGAAUGGGGCGCGGGCUUCGGCAGGAGAUGUAG